This is a messenger RNA of Symbiodinium necroappetens, 3390 nucleotides long. Lineage: Eukaryota; Dinophyceae; Suessiales; Symbiodiniaceae. The record is from the annotation of a GenBank genome assembly.
AUGGUCUGCGAAAUGCAGAAAGGCUCUGCUGGCCUUCUCUUUCAAGCAGCGCAGGCCGUUGUAAUGAGAGGCUUCCGUACGAUCAGCUGGGGUGAUGCAAACACGGCGGAGCAAGUUGUCACUGGCCUCGGCCUUGCUGAGGCUGUGGACCUGAAUUCUUCGUCUCGAGCCUUCAUUCAGGUCUGGCUCUCUUUGAUCCACCUGGGCUUGGAGCAAGUAGGAGGCAUGCGCGGAUCGCUGGCACUCGUGCUGGGUGCUCUCGGCUUCGGUGCCUCAGACGAAGUAAGGAUGAUCACAGUACUUUUCUGUGUGACUGAUGAUAUGCGUGGGCAGAGCAGCUUCAACCAGUCAGGCCGGGUUGGCAACGAGCCAGCACCCUUCAAAGAUGCUGUGAGCAAGUUAGCUCUUGCGCUGAUUCUUGCCUUGAGCGGCACACUCGUAACAAGCUUGGCCAGCUUGCGCAGGGCAGGGCCCUCAGAGCAACUGUGGAUGCAAGCCGCCGGCGAAGAGGAUUCUCGCCGGGCAGGCAUGGCAAGGAAGUGGGGCGCCGUCGCCCCGCAAGCACGAGACUUCGACUGGCCGGAGGCCUUGCAGGGAUUUUUGCAGAGCGAGGAGGAGGGCAGUGCGGAUGCGACAUCUCGGAGGGUCCGGUCUUCACUCCUCGAGUCGGCCGUGACAAGGAAGAUGAAGCCGCUGCCGGCAAAGCUCGUUCGUUCCGGGCACUGCGUUCACGUGCCAGCACUGGGCUCAUCCAGCGACGAUGCCAAUCUAGUAAAUGCUCUGCUGGAAGACAUCGAGAAAGCUGGUAGCCACUUGAAGCUGCACAGAAGCAGGCGGCACAUGCAGAUGUGGGGCGAGCACCUGGCUUUCUCCAAGACCUUCACCGCAGUGGUAGCGCGGCUUGUGUCUUUGUUCGGCUUGUCCAUGGUUGACUGCUGGGUGAAUGUGUACCGGAACGGCGAAGAGCAAAAAGCCCCACAUCAAGACAACUACAAGGACCGGAGCCCUCGGCCCAGCGCCACCAUCGGCCUCAGCCUGGGCGCCGCGCGGCCGAUUAGCUUCAAAGAUAGGUUCACCGGUGAGACGUUCCGGAUCAAGCAAAAGAACGGUGACGUGUUUGCCUUCGACACGUUCUUCAACGACUUGUUCACCCAUUCCAUUCCUCCGUCGAACGAGAAGGAUGAUGGCGUACGUCUGUCCAUCAUAAUCUGGGCUGUGGAAGGCGAUGGUUCACUGGCCGUGCCGACAAUGAGACGACAAGGGAGAGGUUUCCCUACGCCAGAAGAAGUGAAGUGGACGAACUGGGAUCUCACCGACGGGCUUUGGUCUGCGCAGUUCGCCGAGUCCCAUGCGCAAGCCUCAACAGCAGCAAGGUCACACGACGAGCGGCUGCGAGGUAGCAUAGCAGGCACAGAUUCGCAGAGGCGCCUCCCCGGUAAACAGCACCUCCGGAAAAUGAGCGCUGAAACGCAGAUGAGACAAUUCGAGCUGAAGCUGAAGAAGGCGAUUGAGCGUGUAAAGCUGGUCCUGGAGGCAGAGAAGAAGCCUCAGCUUCCGGUAGAUGUGCACCACAGCUACGAGGACAAGUUCACCUUAUUGGAGCGGGGAAGCUGUUUGGCCGUGGCCUCGCUCGCAAACAGCCUGGAACAACUUGGCCUCGGCGGGGAGAAGCUGGCGCAACUGCAGACCUGGGCGGCAGCCAACGCGGUGUCCUUGCGAUUUAAGUCAAAGGAGACCUGCCAGUUUCUGCGCGAAGUUACGCGCGAUGAGGAGUCCCCCACGAAGCGGGUCAACGAAGUUCAGGUCGGUGGCGUUGCCUUUGGCUCGUUCACCAGCAAGACCGUCACGAAAGUGACCGAGUUCUUCUGGAAGUUCGACAUGGCCUAUGAGCUGGAGGCCAUCCGUGGUGUCGGUGCAGACGAUUCCGAUCGGCUGUUGAUUUGCAGCCGAAGUGGUCACGUCGAACUGAAGACGAGCACCAAGUCCUCACCACAUCCAGAGACCAAGGUUUCAACUUGCGAAGAAGUGAACAUCAGCUUCCUGCUAAAGCAGCUCUUGGGCUCGCCAGCAACUCCCGCGUUCAAGAUCGAUCGCUUGUCUCCCAAGUGCCGGACACCUCGGCGUAACCCAGAGGUUCAGGAAGCCGUCAAUUUUGGUCGGAGCUACCUGACAUGGAUCUGCAAAGUCAGCAAGUACUUUGAGCGACUUCACAGGCUUCACCCACAGAGGUCCACCACUCCUACAGGCUCUUCCGACCUGUUCGUACCUGCACUCCCCCUUUUCAUCAAGGGCUCUGCCAAAGCUGGGUCCAGUGCCAGCGGCGGCCAGUCCCUGGUACUCCUGGGCGAGGACGCAGAGGUCGCCAAGCACGUCGUGACCGCAGCUGAUGGCAAUCGCCUGCUCGGGGAGGAAUCAAGAGCCCUUGGUGAGCAGCGUGCGAACCUGAUGGAGGUCUUCCCGGAUGAUGGCAGCAUCUAUACAUGGAUGGAGUCUUUCCGGGCUCUGAUCUUGCAACACAGCCAACAAGUGGUCGUGCAAUGGUCAGAAAUGAUCGAGUAUGUCGAGCACAUGCUCCGAAUGCAGCUGGUGGCGGCCAUUGGCAAAGAGGUGAGGCCUGCUGAGUUCGCUUCAUACAUGCGCUUCCACUAUCGGAAGUUGUUCCGAGAGGCCUACCAGCCAACCCCUUGCAGUUUCGCCAUCCGGCGGUCAACAAAGCAUGGGCCCGAAGGCACCAUCAGCAUUGAAGAGGAGGCUUUGGGUUUGCAAGAUGAGAGCAGCAUCAAAAGCCCGAUUUGUGCCAUCACGGCUGCCGGCCGCACCCCAUCAACGAUGACGUUUCCUCUGAAUGCCUCGACGACGAUCUCUUUCGGAGGACAAGUCCACCUGCACGCUUGGCUUGACCACCAAUUCUCCGGGCAGUCAUCCUCCAAGCUGUCCUUGGUGUCCCGGGCUCGCCAGUUCAGUUCCUUCAUGGUGCUUAUCGGACGAGUUUCGUCCUCCACCACCUUUGACCCAAAGUAUGCGGCCUUGGUACAGAAUAAGGAUGAGCUGGAAAUCCCUCUGGAACUGUCUACAAUCCCAACUCCCAAGGAAUUCAAGGAUGCUAUCGAGUCUUUGUCGCCGGAGCAGCAGGAGUUUGCCAAGGCUUUUCGAGCGAUGCAGCUGGAGAGCACGCUCUUUGCUGUCUUGGUCGUGCAGAUAAAGCCACAGCUCGAGAAGCUCCUGAACCUGGCCGAUGACAGCUUGACCAAGGAGAUAAAGCUCACGCAGGACUUGAUGCAGCUCUUCAUCAAGUAUCAGAUCCCCAGCGACCUCCUGUCCUUUACCAGCGACCUCCUUCCGAACGGCCAUGGAUCAGCAGGGGAGCGCCUGCAGGUCGUGAAGGGCCAG